This is a messenger RNA of Haemonchus placei, 456 nucleotides long. The record is from the annotation of a GenBank genome assembly. NCBI's taxonomy places the organism in Eukaryota, Metazoa, Nematoda, Chromadorea, Rhabditida, Trichostrongylidae.
AUGGCUGACCAAGAUGAGGCACAUUUGGCUGAGCUCAAGAAGAAAAGAACCUUCCGUAAAUUCACCUACCGUGGCGUAGAUUUGGAGCAGCUGCUGGACAUGUCUCGUGACCAGUUCGCAAAGAUGCUGCCCUGUCGCAUGCGUAGACGUCUUGCUCGAGGAUUGAAAAGGAAGCACCUCAACUUGAUCUCUCGUUUGCAAAAGGCGAAGAAAGCUGCUAAUGUUCUGGAGAAGCCGGCUACAGUGAAGACACACUUGCGAGAUAUGGUUAUCCUCCCUGAAAUGGUCGGCUCUGUUAUUGGUAUCUACAACGGAAAAGUUUUUAACCAGACUGAGAUCAAGCCAGAGAUGAUUGGAUAUUAUUUGGGAGAAUUCGCAAUUACCUACAAGCCUGUCAAGCACGGUAGGCCAGGUAUCGGAGCCACCCACUCAUCGCGAUUUAUCCCUCUGAAGUAA